AUGGCGUCGGAAUUUAUUGGGCUGCAGAUGAUGGUGACAGUGCGCGGUACGCCGCCCAUACAUCUCAAGGGAACCGUGAGUGCGGUCGAGGCUGGCUCCGGCUUGACGCUCAGUAAUGUCUGGGCACUCAAUACCCAAGAAUGGAAGCCCCGCUUCACGAUACCAUCCGAAGAUAUUCUCGAUUUGUCCGAAGUCACCCCGAACUCGGUGGCCGCCCCGUCACGCCCGACCCCAACGACCGCCCCCGUCUAUGCCCCGGCGCCCGCUCCUCAAACCGCACAACCACCGAAGCCGGAAUUUGUGGACCCCGCUAUUGUGGCCAUCAGCAAGCCCCCUACCACCACUGCUACUACGUCGUCGACAAGCCGCGCGCCGGAACCACACCAGCUACCUAACACGAGCGAGAAGCGCGAUCCGGGCCGUGUAGCUAUCCCCGCGGUACAGGUCGCGAGUACAUCACGGGAAGCCACGCCUACGAAGGUGGUCACGGAGUCUCUUCAGGGGCUGAAGGUUGAAGUGCCGCUCGCUGCUACAGUUGAGUCUGUCGAGGAGGAGGCUGCAGAGGCUGUCUUAGGUCACGAGGAGGUGGCGGGCCGGAAGAAAAAAUCUCGACGGCAGCGGAAAACAGGCAACACGAAAGCGGUAUCUCGGGAAGACUACGAGGCGUCGCCCGGGCCCUCAACAGGGGCUUCUGGGAGAGGGAAGGGAUGGAGGCAAACGCCGAUACUGCAGAGCACGGCUUCGUUCCAGCCGUUCAACUCACUCAAGCGAACUCGCAAGGGCCGGCCGACGGCUGACAACGGAUGGGCUUCUGAGGAUGUUACUGACGUCCAGGAGAUGGGCGAGUUCGACUUUGAAGGGAGCCUGGCCAAGUUUGACAAGCACAACUUGUUUGAGCAGAUGAGAAAGGACGACCUGGUAGACGAAGGCGAUCGACUGGUGUCGCAUAACAGAGUUCCUCGUGCAAAGCCGGGCACCGCCGGGGGCAAGAACUUGCAUUACUCCGAGAACGUGCUGGAUGCAACACAGGUCGUUUCGAAGGCGCCAAAGGAGAGGCCAGCAUCCAAGGAGACCCCAAAUGACUUUUGGAAUAGCGAAGCCGACGACGGACUACCGCACAACGAGCAGCGGCUGAGUGGGCGGGAUCAGGGCAUUGGUAGCCGACAGGGCUCGCGCCGUGGUGAGGGUAAGGGCGCAGGAGGUCGGCGGUCGCAGUCGCGCAAGGCGCAGGACAUGGCUAGGACGAGUUCCAACCAGACCAGAGUCAACUCUGGGCUCCCAACGGCCACUGUGUCCCAGAGCCUUCACCUGUUGCCGUCAAACCGCCGCAUCGAGACCGUGUCGGCACUGCAGAUGGUGAAUCUGGAAAGCAUUGCCCAACAUGAGAUCGGCCUGACCGACGAGAUGAUGACCGAGAACGCCGGUCGGGGCAUUGCCGAGGUGACAUUAGCCGCGCUCACGGAUCCGGCCAUCAAGGUCCGCCACGCUGGCUCCGUUGAUCCUAACACGGGCCGCGCGCCACCGUUGACAGUCGUCAUCCUCGCGGGCAACAACAAGUCAGGCAGUCGUGCCAUAACCGCCGCGCGACACCUCCGUAACAAGGGUAUCAACGUGCUGCUGUGCCUCGUCGGGUUCGAGGACGACGAGCGGCACCUAUUCGAGGACGUACAGCAGCAGGUGCGCCUCUACCGUAACCUUGGCGGCCGUGUGUUUGCCAAAAACGACUUGUUCGAGCACAUCCGGAAAAUCAGCAUCCCAAUGCUGACCAUCGACACCCCACGCGCUUCGCUAAGCUCACUCACCAACCCAGCGCCCGUCAUGCUCAUUGUGGACGCCCUGUUGGGCUUGGCGAUUCCGUUUGAAGAGCUACGUGGUAGGGAUCAAGCGACAGUAUAUGAGCUAAUUGAAUGGGCAAACCGUAACGAGGCAUUUGUCAUGGCGGUGGAUGUUCCCUCAGGCGUGGACCCGACAUCCGGGAAAAUCAGCGUCGUGGACGGGAAUCGGCUGUACGUCAAGCCACGGUAUGUCGUUGCCGUGGGUGCGCCAAAGAGAGGCUUGCUUGAGGCGAUGAUAGCUGCAGACAACUAUAAUGACGAGGCCGCGGCUGGCGGGAACGCGGUGCCCGUGCCAGAUGAUGCGGCACUCGAGUGGAAGCUGUAUCUGGUGGAUAUGGGGCUUGGGCAAGCGGUGUGGAAGAAGGCGGGGACGAAGAUGAGAAAGGGGGUAGAUUUUGAUGGGCGAUGGGUGUUGGAGAUGAGGUUUCGGGGGAUUACAAAUGGGGAAGGGGAUAAGUAA
This is a messenger RNA of Dichotomopilus funicola, 2295 nucleotides long. RefSeq names its product YjeF-related protein N-terminus-domain-containing protein. Gene Ontology annotation, biological process: P-body assembly; deadenylation-independent decapping of nuclear-transcribed mRNA. The coding region runs from base 1 to 2295 and encodes 764 amino acids. Gene Ontology annotation, cellular component: P-body. The record is from RefSeq and is a predicted model, not a curated record. The transcript has 4 exons. Gene Ontology annotation, molecular function: mRNA binding. NCBI's taxonomy places the organism in Eukaryota, Fungi, Ascomycota, Sordariomycetes, Sordariales, Chaetomiaceae.